GAAAAAUUUAGUAUACAUAUAACCUACUUAUGUACUUUACAUAAGCACUUGGUAGAGGCACAUCCAGACAAAUUAACAGAAGGAGAGAAGAAUAAAGUGAAAUUCAAUUGGACUUGGGACUAUUAUAUAGCAAAAAGCAAUAGAGAAGCAACAUGUAGACUAUGUAAAGUAACAGUUAGAUACACUUAUGUAUCUGAUUUAAAAUAUCAUUUAAAAACGAAUCACGAGAUUUCAGGUCCAACUUCAGAUAAAGUAAUAGGUAACGAAAACAAUUCAGAUGAUGGCAUGGAUGCAAACAAAGAUGUAGAAGGUGCAGAGGGAACAGAAGCAAUUAACGAGGGAACACCAUACAAUUUGAUUCCAAUACGUCGCGUGAACAUUACACAAAGUUGA
This is a messenger RNA of Mycetomoellerius zeteki, 393 nucleotides long. RefSeq lists its product as uncharacterized. NCBI's taxonomy places the organism in Eukaryota, Metazoa, Arthropoda, Insecta, Hymenoptera, Formicidae. The transcript is spliced from 3 exons. The record is from RefSeq and is a predicted model, not a curated record. Gene Ontology annotation, molecular function: DNA binding. The annotation marks the transcript as partial.